Phragmites australis (common reed) is the source of this 1827-nucleotide messenger RNA. RefSeq names its product trihelix transcription factor ASR3-like. NCBI's taxonomy places the organism in Eukaryota, Viridiplantae, Streptophyta, Magnoliopsida, Poales, Poaceae. The transcript has 2 exons. The record is from RefSeq and is a predicted model, not a curated record. The coding region runs from base 387 to 1499 and encodes 370 amino acids.
GAGAAGACGAAGGGUGAACGUGAACGAUCAUCGCUCUGGCAGUGCCACUCUCCCACCCUCCCCUCGCACCCUGACAUGCGAUGAGGCGAUGAGGCGAGGAGGAGCUCAGGAUCAGCCCCCACUCACAUGGAACACUCUGCCACGCUCCUAACCUUGCACUGCACACUCACCCUCUGCCACUGACUUCACUUGACGCCACCACUAAACCGACGGGAAAACCUCGCACGCGGCCGCACCACAGCUGAACGCCGUGGCAUGUAAAUACGGGCCUCCCCUCGGCCGCGGCCGCACCCAAGCACUCCAGAGACGCCCACCACCACUACCACCCUCGCAUCCCAAUGCCCAGCGCCAGCGCGCCAACCCAAGCACCGUAGCCCGCUCAUCUCAUGUCGGCCAACACCGUAGCCAAGCCGGCCCCCAUGUCCGCCGCCUCUGACCCCUCGCCCUCCUCCUCCGCCACCGCGUCCCCGCUCGCGCUCCUCCGCCCGCACCAGCACCUGCAACCUCACCUGACGCCGCCCUCCGCGCCAGCGCCGCCGCCGCCGUCCCCGGCGUCGGCUCCGCGGGACUACCGCAAGGGCAACUGGACCCUCCACGAGACGCUCAUCCUCAUCACCGCUAAGAGGUUGGAUGACGACCGCCGGGCUGGUGGGGGAGGAGGGGUGGCCGCGGCGGCCGGCCCGGGGUCGCCGACGACGCCGCGGUCGGCGGAGCAGCGGUGGAAGUGGGUGGAGAACUACUGCUGGAACCACGGCUGCCUCCGAAGCCAGAACCAGUGCAACGACAAGUGGGACAACCUCCUCCGCGACUACAAGAAGGUCCGCGACUACGAGUCCCGCGUCACCGCCACCGCCGCCAGCAGCGGCGGCGCUGGGGCCCUCCCGUCCUACUGGACCAUGGAGCGGCACGAGCGGAAGGACCGAAACCUCCCCACCAACCUCGCGCCCGAGGUGUUCGACGCGCUCACGGACGUGCUCUCCCGCCGCGCCGCGCGCCGCGGGGGCGCGGCGAUCGCGGUCGCCCCGCCACCCCCGCUCGCGCUGCCGCCGCCACCUCCUCCACCACCACUGCCUUCCCCGCCGAAGCCUCUCCUCGCGCAGCCCCGUCCUCCUCCGCCGCCUCCUCUGCCAUUUCCGGCCGCGAUGGCGCCGCCGGCGACGUCGGUUUCCGCUGAGGAGCUGUCUGGCUCGUCGGAGUCCGGGGACGACGGGGGGUCGGAUGGCGAGCCGGAGCCGAAGCGCCGGCGUCUCAACCGGCUAGGGUCGAGCGUGGUUCGCAGCGCCACCGUGUUGGCCCGCACCAUGGUGGCGUGCGAGGAGAAGAGGGAGCGGAGGCAUCGGGAGCUCCUGGACCUGGAGGAGCGCCGGCUGCGGCUGGAGGAAGAGCGCACCGAGGUGCGGCGCCAGGGCUUCGCGGGGCUCAUCUCGGCCGUGAACAGCCUCUCGAGCGCCAUCCACGCGCUCGUCUCCGAUCACCGGAGCGGCGACUCCUCCCGGUGAUCAUCUGUCGUUUGGACAAAUUAAGCCGGAGCUCGAUGGCCGGUCAAGGCUAAAAACUCGAAGACGACGCGCAUUGACCCGUCUGCCCAGCCUAGCUAGCAUCUGCAAUCCGGCUCCAGGGACCUCGAUGUAAAUAAGGUGAUUAAUUGUUGGGGAUCGGGUUUGGAGGCUGUGACUAGAAAUUUUUUGGUGGUGUGGUGCAUCGCAUGCAUCAUCGCGGAUGCAUCAUGCAUGUUCUAGGAGGUAUUUUGGUUUUGUCCUGUGCUUUUUUGUGCACUUACUGAGAGCAAGCAGCAGUGAACAUUGUUGCUGCUGUUGUUGUUGUGGG